This is a messenger RNA of Trichoderma gamsii, 1956 nucleotides long. RefSeq lists its product as hypothetical. Gene Ontology annotation, cellular component: cytoplasm. The record is from RefSeq and is a predicted model, not a curated record. Gene Ontology annotation, biological process: protein phosphorylation. NCBI's taxonomy places the organism in Eukaryota, Fungi, Ascomycota, Sordariomycetes, Hypocreales, Hypocreaceae. The transcript is spliced from 2 exons. The coding region runs from base 1 to 1956 and encodes 651 amino acids. Gene Ontology annotation, molecular function: protein serine/threonine kinase activity; ATP binding.
AUGUCUGAGCCCAGUAGCGCAUCAAUCCGGUCGGCUUCUUUUGUCACAGCCCGAUCGCAUAUCAGCGUCUCCAACUCUCAUUCCUCCCAAUGGCCGACAACUCAGCUAAAGCCUCGCGCAUUAGCCGCAGCUGAAGAGAUAGGGAAUCAAGAUCAUGCUCUGAAAUCCUCUCAGCCUAGUUUCGGCUCUGCGACGCAGAUUGAGCCACGCGUUAUUGCCUAUGAAGCGGCGUUGGCUGUCGAAGAAGCACGCGAGGCUGCGAGAUUAGCUGCGAUAUUGGCAAAGGCUCCAACCACCGAAGAGAUCGCUGCACUAUUUACUGACGCUUUGCCCGAUGUGCAAGAUGCUCGAAUGAUUAUAGCCUCAACCCACUUUCCUGAUGACACAAGCCAAAACUCAUCCAUCAUACCCCUCCCAUACAAAGCCACGAGGAGGGUGACAUUCGCUGUCAUCCAGCAAGCUCAGGAUGUGGACUUGUUUCUACACCUAUCAUUGAAAGAUGCCAAUACGGAAUUUGACACUCCCAUAUCAUGCCAGAUUAUCUACGACCCUGGGAGGGAUCACUGUCUUCUGGUAAACCUUACAGGACCACAGUUACACUUGACAGAAUUCAAUUCAUCUCCGGUUCUCCGAGCAUCUCCGCCUCUCCGAGCAUGUAUUAGAGAGAACACAAGCCGCUUAAUCCAGCCCGGCAAGUGGAGAAUAUCUAUAGACGACGACAGUGAAGAAUGUGGAGAGUAUCAUGUUGCUGAGUUUUGGCUUCGCGGAAGACAAUUUGACGUCACAAUUCAGACAGCACCACGACCAAAGCGAGGCAUUGACGAUGGCGCUGAAGAGAAUGUUAACAAGCGACGAAAGCGACACAAUGACCUCACAGGAACUACCUGCAUCCAACCUCUAAACAAAACAGCUAUGGAGCCAAAGCCUGCCGCCAUUGCCACAAAAAGGGCCAAGGGUCACGAUCCAUCUCCAUCAUCAUCUGUGCAAAAGAUUUCCGUCAAAGCCGCUGUUCCACUUCUAGAACUCGAAGAUGGAGAUGAAGCUUUCAUAUGGGCUCUGGGAGGUAGUACUGACAUAUCUCAAUCGGUGUCUGGAGCAAAAGGACCAGCAAGUUACGAACUACGGCGGGUUGAGCUAAAAGGAGCUACACGAUCUGCGAAUGUUUUUACUUGCGAACACUCCGCUGUGUCUGGGCCUGUAGUCGCCAAAGUCCUCCAAUACAAUAGAGAUGCACCUAAUAAAGUCAGAACUUCUUUGCACUUAUGGAAGACAGAAAAAGCCACGCUUGAGAAGCUAAAACAUAGGAACGUUGUAGCGCUCAAGGCGUUUGAUGGCCGCAUGCUUUCAAUGUACCUAGAGCUUCUCCCAGAAUCUCUUGAUCGGAUAAAAUUGGUCGAAUUUUCACAAUCGGAUAUUUUUAGAAUAUUGCUUGAUAUUUCAUCCGCUUUGGUGUACUUGAAGACGAUGCCCAUCAUCCAUAACGACAUCAAGCCAAGCAAUAUUACCUACUCUUCUCAACGUGGCGCCGUUCUUAUCGAUUUUGGACUGGCUACAAUACACAGUGAAAUUAACGCGGGAGGGACACCUUGGUACCUCCCUCCAGACCUCCUUGAUGACACUGCGCGUGGAUCACCUGGAGACAUAUGGGCAUUAGGCGUUACAAUGCUCUACUUGCUUGGCAAGAUCGAGUAUCCGGAGGCAAGCGGGGACGAUUGGGACAUACACGAACUAGACCGCAAAGAAAAUAAGAAACAUAAGAAUAAGAUGAUAGAAUGGCUAGGGCACAUUUUUUCUGCCAGAGCCCGGUUAACUCCAGUAUACGUGGGGACUGGAACAAGCAAGCUCGAAUCUAUAGUGUUUAAUAUGCUUGAGCGCGACAGCGAACUGCGAUUCGAGGCGGAGGAUAUUGUUUCUGCCCUCGAUAAAUCGAUGUCUCGAUUGCUUCUGGCGGCUUGA